Messenger RNA from Puma concolor (puma), 795 nucleotides. It is a transcript of the gene VCPKMT, whose product is annotated as valosin containing protein lysine methyltransferase. Gene Ontology annotation, cellular component: cytosol; protein-containing complex. Gene Ontology annotation, biological process: peptidyl-lysine trimethylation. The record is from RefSeq and is a predicted model, not a curated record. Lineage: Eukaryota; Metazoa; Chordata; Mammalia; Carnivora; Felidae.
AUGGCGGCUACCCUGGAGUCCUCCGUGGAGGACCCACUGCGGAACUUUGUUCGAGUUUUGGAGAAGCGAGAUGGCACAGUGUUACGACUGCAGCAGUAUGGCUCUGGCGGCGUGGGCUGCGUUGUUUGGGAUGCUGCCAUUGUUCUUUCUAAGUACCUGGAAACGCCCGAGUUUUCCGGCGAUGGGGCCCACGCUCUGAGCCGGCGGUCGGUGCUGGAACUGGGCUCUGGCACAGGGGCCGUGGGGCUCAUGGCCGCUACCCUCGGGGCUGAUGUUGUAGUCACAGAUCUUGAAGAAUUGCAAGAUUUGCUGAAGAUGAAUAUUAAUAUGAACGAGCAUCUUGUCACUGGUUCUAUUCAAGCCAAGGUACUGAAAUGGGGGGAAGAAAUAGAAGACUUGUCUUCUCCACCAGACUACAUACUGAUGGCCGACUGCAUAUACUACGAAGAGUCUUUGGAGCCAUUGUUGAAAACUCUAAAAGAUCUUAGUGGAUUUGAGACUUGUAUUAUAUGUUGUUAUGAACAACGAACUAUGGGAAAAAAUCCAGAAAUUGAGAAAAAGUAUUUUGAGCUACUCCAACUAGACUUUGACUUUGAAAAAAUUCCUUUGGAGAAACAUGAUGAAGAAUAUCGAAGCGAAGAUAUUCAUAUUUUAUACAUCAGAAAGAAAAAACCGAAAUCUCCAUCGUGAAAUCUUUAGUCAUCUUACCCAAGUCUCUAACAACCUGGGUAAGCUAAAGAUGUGAGUGGAGCAUGUGAAUACAGCAUGGGAAGAUUGUGUUCACAGAUUAUUCCA